This is a messenger RNA of Meloidogyne enterolobii, 446 nucleotides long. NCBI's taxonomy places the organism in Eukaryota, Metazoa, Nematoda, Chromadorea, Rhabditida, Meloidogynidae. The record is from the annotation of a GenBank genome assembly.
AUGAGGCCGGAUAUAUUACCUCUUUUAAAUUCCAUAACAAUUCUCUUUAAUGUAAAUUUAUUGACAUUAAACGUUGUAUUCUGUUCGGGAAAUCCGGGUGUAAUUAUAGACAUUUGUGUUCCAUCAUUUCCUUCAUUUUUUGUGCCUCUUUUUUCACUUGAUCCAGUUUCGCUUAAUUUUUAUUAAAUUUUUUAUUAUUUUUAUUACUUAUACAGCCAAGCCUGAUCUAAAACAACCAAUAGGCCAUUGUAUGGUACGAUACUGAGGGGAUCCCCCGGCAUGUAACCACUUUAUAUACUAUUUCUAUAAAUAUUUUCUUUGUAAUCUCCAAACCUAGAAGAAUCAAAAUCUUCAUUUUUAACUCUCCAAGGCUCAACAAUUUUUGAAGCAUUUCCGAAUUCAUCAUCUGUAUCAAUUAAAUCAACUAAUAAUAAUGGUUUUUCUCC